AUGGAGGGCAGUGGCGGAGGGGAGGAAAGAGGCGAAGGUCAAUCAGCUACAGGAGAUGACGCGAAGAGUCAAAUGACAGGUCUCGGCACCUCCGUUUCCUCCACUGCCACCACUGCCGUUAGCCCUACUUCCAAUUCGGCUGCUCAGAGUAUCACUGCACUGACGUCCACCGGACCUAAACGCCUCCACGUCUCCAAUAUUCCCUUCCGUUUUCGCGAAGCUGACCUACGACAACUCCUUGGUCCUUUUGGAACCAUUCUGGACGUGGAGAUCAUAUUCAACGAGCGUGGUUCGAAGGGCUUCGGGUUCGUGACCUUUGCUACACCUGAGGAGGCCGAUAAGGCUCGAGAGAAUCUUAAUGGAACGGUAGUUGAGGGGCGAAAAAUUGAGAUAAACAACGCAACCGCACGUGUUAUGACGAAGAAGAAGUCGGAGGCUCCAACACUGAUGAAAACGGCUACGACACUGCGAGGCAUACGGAAUGCUCUGCCACCAGCAGUAUCGAAUGCCGCCGCAUUGGCCGCUGCUCUGAGGGGCUGUUCUACACUGGGUGGUUUGGGUACAACUGGAUUGGUGGCAGCGUCAGCCAAUCCCGGGGCAGCUGUAUCACCAGCGGCCAAUCAGGCGCUGCUUGCAGCUGCAGCUGCUUAUAACCCAACAGCAGCGCUCUAUUUGGCCUCAGCCGCUGCCGCGGACCCAACGACGGCACUGCUAACCCACUAUGCUGCUGCUCUUAACGGUGCAGCUGCCGCAGCCGCUGCAACAGGAACCAUCCCCAUGGCAAUGCAGUCGCCAGCUGCUGCCCAGCCAGCUGCUCAACUGUUGGCUGCUAAUCUCUCCUGGUACGGUGCUUCGCCCGAAUUAGAGCUGCAGCAGCGCCUUCAACAACAACAAGCUCAGGUGCAACAACAAGCACAAGUCCAAGUCGCUCAACAAUCGGCUGCAGCCCUAGCGGCAGCUAAUUUGGCCGCGGUAGGUCUUGCUGCGGGUGCGGGGGGCGCACAGGGCGCCGCAGCGGCAUCGGGCGUUCCCACCUCCGUCGCAAACCCUUUCGCUGCAAUGCUCCGCGCCUUCAGUGGAGCCACUUCUGCAGUUCCGCAGACCACCGCGCAGCCCAUUGUGGUCAGCGCCAACGCCGCCGCCGGUGCUGCCUCCACCUCGCCGCCGUCUACUACCGCUGCGUCGAACUCCUCCGCUGCAGCGGCCACCAGCGGGAGCGCGAACAAUCAGGCCACCAUGGCUGCCCUGGCGGCUGCGGCCAAUCAACAGUAUCUGCCAGACUUGAACGCAGUGGCAGCAGGAGUGGAUCCCUACCUGAAUCGACUUGCUGUGAGCUAUGCAGCUCUUGGCAAUGUUGCUAACGCUAACUCUCCGGGCAUCUAUCGGACAAAUUCAAGCUACCAGCGUUUCUCACCAUAUUGA
This is a messenger RNA of Echinococcus granulosus, 1422 nucleotides long. RefSeq names its product Fox-1 C. Bases 1 to 1422 code for a protein of 473 amino acids. Gene Ontology annotation, molecular function: mRNA binding. Gene Ontology annotation, biological process: nervous system development; regulation of alternative mRNA splicing, via spliceosome. Gene Ontology annotation, cellular component: cytoplasm; nucleus. NCBI's taxonomy places the organism in Eukaryota, Metazoa, Platyhelminthes, Cestoda, Cyclophyllidea, Taeniidae. The transcript has 7 exons. The record is from RefSeq and is a predicted model, not a curated record.